UCCCUCUUUAAGGAGAAUGAAACUCGAUCCCGUCUCGCCGGUAGCGUCCGGUAUAAAACAGUCCAGCGGAAGAAGAGCCUGUGAGAACAAUAUCAGUGUGAUCGGAGACUGUGGAGUUCACGAUCACCGAAAUCACGCGCAGAUCUCCAGAUGACCGGGAGUUUCGCACAUGAGCUGACACUCGGACGCUGCGCUCCUCCGUUAUUCCUCUCGUAUCCACAGAGAACAGGAUGCGUCCCGGCAGGAUAGACAGAUAAUGACCGCGCUGCUCGUUUCAAAUCAAUCGAUGAUACUUAGAGGCUUUUUUACGCAUGAGAAGAAGAUUGCACGGACGCACCAGCUUUGAAUCGAAGUCGUUAAAGCUCGCCGAUAUCUAUUCCUGUAUGAAAACAUGAGCUCGUUGUUGUUUGGAGAAGGUUUUUUGGGCGGCGUGGUGAGCGGCGCGCCGUCGGACGCGGUUCCCAGAGCGCUGCGCAACGACCUGGGAUCCAACAUCCAUGUCCUCAAGACCCUCAACCUGAGGUUCCGCUGCUUCCUCGCCAAAGUCCAUGAGCUGGAGAGAAGGAACAAACUUCUGGAGAGCCAGCUGAAGCAAGCCUCCGGUCAGCCGAGGCAGCAGGGCUUCUCCUUCACGCGUGAAGUCGCGGUCCAGACGGACUCCGCGGGGUCCAGACUUCCAGGCAACAUCUGGAGCUUCACGCACAUUUUGAGACACGGAGAGCGCGUCAAGACUGUCCAGGGACCCGGAGUCACCUGGACCCAUCCGGAUGGGGUGGGGGUCCAAAUCGACACCAUCACCCCAGAACUGAGAGCCUUGUAUAACGUUCUGGCCAAAGUCAAACGCGAGCGGGAUGAGUACAAGAGAAAAUGGGAGGAGGAGCUGUCGAGAAGAGAACAGAUGGAGUCGAAGGUGCAGACGCUGCAGGAGAAUGUAAACGAAUCCGAAGCCAUUCAGGACGAGCUGAACGAGAAGGUCGAAAGACUGAAAGCUGAACUGGUGGUCUUCAAGAGCCUCAUGAGCGAUGCUGGCGGGCGCCGCCACUCUAAAGCUGUAGAGAACCGGAGGAAAAUCCUGGACCUGAAACAAAUGUCCGACCUCGACACCAAGAUUCAGGAGAAAGCCAUGAAGGUGGACAUGGACAUCUGCAGGAGAAUCGACAUCACGGCCAAACUGUGUGACGUGGCUCAGCAGAGGAACUCAGAGGACGUGUCGAAGAUGUUCAGCGUCAGUCCAUCCAGAGCAUCAGCAGACAGGAUGGCUGUUGUGUGCAAAAAGAAAGAGAAGAAGCCAGUAUCAGAUGAGGAAAACUCAGAGAUGGAUGCAGAUCCCAGCACUUCGGAGGAGGACGUCCCAUUCAACAUCACAGACGAGAUGAAACGCAUGAUCAACCAGCUACAUUAUUCAGAUAACUCAUUUGUUGCUAGGCGGGAGACGUUUGAGAUCGAUGAUGACUGUGACAGUUUGACAUGGGAAGAGAACGAUGAUACGCUGCUGUUAUGGGAGGAUUUCGCCAAUUACAACGUGCCCUACGGCCUUACUAACAACACCGGUGCCCUCGACUGCAACGGAGACGCACAAGAAACGGACGGUAGUCUAGGAAAUCUCAUCGAUGAGACUGAGUCUCUUAUCAAGACCAGAGAGCAGGAAUAUCAGGAGACAAUCGGACAAAUCGAGAUGGAGUUGGCCACGGCUAAGAGUGACAUGAACAGACAUCUGCAUGAGUACAUGGAGAUGUGCAGCAUGAAGCGAGGGCUGGACGUGCAGAUGGAGACGUGCAGGAGAAUGAUCAAGGGUGGCAGAAAUUCUCUUUCCAUCAGCUCAUCUGUGAGCAGUGACUCAGGGAACACUGACGAGAUACAAGACGAGUCGGACAAGGAUGGAGAGAUGGAGGGGCCAAUCAGCUGAUACCUCCCCAGGCUGACCCCGCCCUCUUCCCCCCACUGAGCUCCAAUCAGAUCUCGGGCCUCCCAGCAAUCAGCCAAUGGCGUUACACUGAGGAACAGAGCCCACUCACACAAACCCCAGAUCCUGUAGGUGCUUUAACGUCUCCGUGUCAGAGUGGGGUGGCGUUGAUGAGGGUUGUUUUUGUGAUUCGACAUCAAUAUUGAUGCGUCACAUGGUGCCACAGCUGUCACAGGUCAGCUGAACUCUGAAUCAGAUCAAUCCCAGCCAAAAUACAUCACACAAUACACCCGAUCAAACCUGAAAUCAAGUCCAUAUCUCAAUUAGAAACCGGAAAACGUUCAUGCACCAUGAGUGAUACGCAAGACUGAAAGCCAAUCAGAGCAAAAAGGACUGACCUUCAGAAUGCUUUCCUUAAUAUUUGUGGCUUUUUAUUUUUCUAAAAACUACUUCAGAAAUCAAUGGUUUACUGCAGAAACAUUUUGGCCUUUUAAGCCCCGAAUCCAGUCGAAGAUGUUCAGCGAAUGUGGAACACAGAAAAAGCUCAUGUUCUAUGCAAUCAGCCUUAUUUCAUGAUAUGUGUUUUCCCAGCUAACGAAACUAAGCUUUAGGAAUGUUUUGCUGACAUUCCCAGUUAGUAAUGUGAAUAUUAUUUAUGAAUGUUCUCUGAACAUCAAAAAGUUUUAAUGUUUUAACCCUCUGGUGCUCUUCGGUAUAUAUAUAUUAGUUUUUUUAAAUCCAAUAAUUGUUUGCGUUUUUUUUUUUUUUUUACUUCAUCAGAAUGCAAUGAAACUUGGUAAAGGUUUUGGCACUUUUUAUGUGAACAAAAUAUAUACAAAAUUCACACAGUGGAAAUGAUUGGGAAGUGAAUUUUAUCUAGUGGAAACAUUUGGUACUGCGCUCAAAGAACGUCUUACAGAAAACUGUUUUUUUUUUUUUUUUGAUAUCAACAUCAAAUUUGGAACACGACUUGUUUAGAUUUAUGGCUUUGACUUUCCCACAGUUUUAAAGUGAAAUGUUUUGGAAAAUAUGUAAAUAUUAAAAUACGUAAAUUUAUAACAUUAAAGCUAAACUUUUUCACUUAAAAACUUUUUUCACAUAAACAAUAAUCCGCAAAGCGUCUUCUUUAAGAAAGAGACCAAACCUGAGUCUGUUCUCCAAAGCUUUUAAAAUGACAGUUUGACAGUUUUUCAGGUCUAUGCUCAAAAAGUGCUUAACAUUAAUAAAUGGAUUAUAACUACUGGAAAAAAUACAAAUUAAUACCAUAAAAUCCCCUAAAAAUACAAAAUGUUAAAUUAAAAAAUACAUAAAAACUAAAACAUAGUACAUUCAUUUUAUUGAAAUAAAAAAAUAAUUCAGUGAUUUUUUUUUACCUUCACACAAAGCACAUCAGAGGGUUAAAAAUUAUGUUUUUUUUCCUGGUUCUGCGAAUGUUAAGGGAACAUUCAAUUUUAUAACAUUACAAUAAUUUUGCUAACGUUGUUGAAAUGUUAGUUUUGAAUGUUCUCUGAACUAUCUGAAACAAGUAGUUUCACUUAAAAAACGAAUGUCCAACUAAAAGUUUCAGAAAAAAAAAAAGUUUAAUAAAUGUUUUAUUUUUUUAUUUUAUUUUUGGCAAAGUUUUGAGAACAUUAUUAACGAACGUAAGAACAUAAGCAACACCUUUCCUAUUAGCUGGGUUUGAUUUGCCUUAGGUGAUUUCAUGUGUUAUGUACAAUGUUCACGUGUUAAUGUUUACGCACUUAAUGGCAAAUUCUGUGGACUAUGUCCCAUCAUUUUUAGCAGAAACCAAUGAAGAUUGAAGCUUUUCGAGAGUCACACAUAUCAGUAUCUCAAUCAUUAAAGAGCUGUGUGCCUAUAAAUACAUUGCAGGUUCAUUUUGGAUGGCCUUACUGCAUUUCCACUUCUUUCCAAAGUUUGCACUCACGGUAAUCAUGGGAAGAGUUUUCAGGUGGAGGUUUUGAUUGUACAUUGACCAAGCUGGGUGUAUCUGAAAUUAUACCCAUGUCUAUAAAUAUAUGUAGAUCCAAAAGCAUAGGAUUAUGGGAUUGGACGUUGUAUUGAAGCCCUUAUGAUGGCCACUCUUCCAGAUUCAGGUUUGUUUUCCUGGAUGUGGCUUAUAACAUUUCUGUAUCAAUGAGGUUUGUUAAUAUAGUGGUCUUUUUGUUUUCUUUUUUGGCUUCUUUGUAUUUAGCAUUUUUAUCUUAUACGCUAUUGGUCAAAAGUUUGGAAGAAUUACGAUUCUUAAUGUUUUUGAAAGAAGUCUCUCCUGCUCCUUGUUUGAUCAAAACACAAACAUAUGAAGCAGCACAACUGUUUUCAACAUUAACAAUAAGAAGAAACAUUUCUUAAGCAUCAAAUCAGCAUAUUAGACGACUGGAGUAAAGAUUCAGAAAAUUCACAUGAAUAAAUUACAUUUUAAAAUAUGUCAGGUAUUUUAAAUUGUAAUGGUAUUACACAUUAUUACUGGUUUAACUGUAUUUUUGAGCAUAAGAGACAAACUUCUGACCAGUAGUGUACAUUCCUGGGUUCAUAUUUAAACAUAUUUAAUCUGAAAUAUGGGGAAAUUUGAUGGGUUUUAUUAAACUGAUCAGUGAUUUAAUAAUAAGAUCAAAUAUGUAAAUAUAAGCUCAAAAUAUGGUCGCAAACUGUUUUAAAAAAAUAUUUUAUAGUAAAUAAAUCGGUAGGCAUAACUUUUGUUUAUUCAAUUAGCUAAAAAGUUUAAUAUCAUAUCUGAUCAAAUCAUCUGUAAAUUUUGCAAUUUUGUUUGUGUAUUUGAUUUCCUAACUUAUUAAAAUUAUAGGACAAAAUCUGGCUUUUGAAUUUCCUAAAUAUAUAAAAAUCAUUUGAUUGUAUAAUGUUCAGGAUUUUUAGGGCUAAUUUGAAAGCUUUUCCCUGGGAAAUGAAACAUGCACUUUUAGAGUCUUCCCCUUUUCAAGCACUGUUAGUAUAUUUUUUAUUGUUUACGGUGAAAAUCAAGCAAAUUUUUUUGGUCUGAAUCUGGAUAACAUGGACCAGAUGUCUCUUCUCAAAACCGAUUUUAUGGUUUUUGAACAAAUAAAAAUAGGAAAAGGGCAGUAUCACAAGAAUUAAUGUGCAAAAUCAUAUUCAGAAAUGUUUUCUGAAUUAAUUCCAUUGUGUUUAUUAUGUUUUAUAGAAAAAAGUUACAGUUAUAUAUAUAUACAGUAUAAAGUAUCCUAAAGAAAAAUACAUGUUUGUGAGCUUUAAUGUUGUAUUCAGAAGGAACUUACUGAAACUGGAUGAGAAAGUAAUGCUGUCGUCAUCAUGUUUGUCUUUUUGUCAUUUUAAGGAAAGCACAAAAUGGCAGCAAAUGUAGGUGCACAUUUCUGUAAAACAUGACACUGUUGUGAUGGGGUCAUGUAGUGCUAACAAACACAAGCUAAAAGCCAGAAACAUGCUCAAUAAAACUGAGGUUUUGUAGCAUUUGACAUCA
Molecule: messenger RNA, 5357 nt
Organism: Carassius gibelio (silver crucian carp)
Lineage: Eukaryota; Metazoa; Chordata; Actinopteri; Cypriniformes; Cyprinidae
Product: intermediate filament family orphan 2-like
Exons: 10
Coding region: 392-1906 (504 amino acids)
Source: RefSeq, a predicted model, not a curated record